This is a messenger RNA of Alnus glutinosa, 6251 nucleotides long. RefSeq lists its product as uncharacterized. Lineage: Eukaryota; Viridiplantae; Streptophyta; Magnoliopsida; Fagales; Betulaceae. Gene Ontology annotation, biological process: DNA integration. Bases 144 to 5615 code for a protein of 1823 amino acids. Gene Ontology annotation, molecular function: nucleic acid binding. The transcript has a single exon. The record is from RefSeq and is a predicted model, not a curated record.
UUUUACUGAGAGUCAUUCUUUUUAAACAGGAUUUUGGAACAUCGGGCAAGUGUGCAUAUUUUCUUUCGUUUGUUUGUUUAUGUUUUUAGUACCUUUUCUUUUUAAUUUAAUUUGUGUAGGUAGUGUGAAUUGUAAAUUAGUCUAUGCUAGGUCGUCGAUCUUUAUCACUUCCUUUGAAUUUGUGCGACCUUGAGCUUGAGCGUACUCUUAGACAAAAUAGGACCAGAAGAACGGCUAGUGUGUCUGGAGAACAUUCUAACUCAGUCAUGGCUGAUGAAGAGGAAAGACCUGUUUUGUUAAGAGAUCACUAUGUCCCGUCCACUUACAAUUCACCUUCAUGUCUUCAGCUACCUAAUGUCACGGUGGCUAAUUAUGAAAUUAAGUCCAGCAUAAUUCAAAUGCUUCCAUCUUUCUAUGGACUUAAUAACGAAGAUCCUUACAAGCACAUUGAUGAAUUCUUAGAAAUUUGUUCGACGAUUAAGAUGCACGGUUUCUCUGAAGAUGCGUUGAGGAUGCGUCUUUUCCCGUUUUCUCUGAAGGAAAAAGCCAAGCAUUGGCUAAAGUCCCUUGAACCCAACAUUGUCACAUCAUGGACUCAAAUGCAGCAAGAAUUCCUGAAGAAAUAUUUUCCCAUUGGCAAGACCAAUCAAAUAAGGAAAACCAUCAUUGGUUUUUCACAAUUUGAGGGAGAACAAUUCCACGAGACGUGGGAAAGAUUGAAGGAUCUGUUAAGGAAAUGCCCGCACCAUGCCAUUCCUAAAUGGCAGCUGGUGCAAUGUUUCUAUGAUGGCUUGACUGAGCCACAUAGGCAGAUGGUUGACGCCUCCUGUGGAGGUACUUUCAUGAUGAAGAGCGAGAAUGAAGCAUGGAUUCUAUUUGACAAUUUAAGUGAAAACUCUAUGCAACAUGCUUCUACUAGUCGUAGGACACCUGCUCCCAAAGCCCCAAAGACUGAAAGUCUUUUUGAAGCAAGUACUCCAUUUGAUGUAACCACUAAGGUGGAUGCAUUAUCUAGGAAGAUAGACCAGCUCAUGGCAGCCGGCUUUGCACCCACCUCCUCUUCACACAUUUCUCUACAACAAGAACCCUGCUCAUUCUGUUCUAGCACUAUGCAUCACGUGAGAGAUUGUCCUACGGCUGGGCAAUUCUCUGAGCUUUCGACAGAGCAAGUUAAUGCUACUUUCUCUAGACCGGGGAAUGAUCCUUAUUCCAAUUCAUAUAACCCGGGAUGGAGAAAUCACCCGAAUUUUUCAUGGCGAGUGCAAGCGACGGACAAUUCUGCGCCACAGCAUCCCAAUCAAGCCUCCCGACCACCAUCCAAUAUUUAUCGUCCUCCCCACCAACAAGCUCAAUCAGUUCCAUAUCCUCCUAGGAACUCUGCUUUUGAGGAUAAAGUGCUGGCCGCUCUCGGAAAACUUGAGUCACAAACUCAGUUGCUGAAUUCUCAUUCUCAAUCAAUUUCCAAGUUAGAAACCCAAAUUGGUCAACUAGCUAAUACUCUCAAUAGGAGAAUGGAAGGGACUCUGCCAAGCCAACCCGUGAUGAACCCUAAGGGACAAUGUAUGAUUGAUGAGAAUACUGCUAGCAGCUCUCAUCAUGACCAAGUCCAAGCAAUCACUGUACUGAGGAGUGGAAAAACUGUGGACAACAAGGUGGAGGAGAAGAAAGAUGAAGAAUCUGAACCAUCCAAGAAGCUAACCCAAGCAAAAGACAAAGGAGGAAUGCAAGAUGACAGUCCUAUUUCUGAGGUGCCAUACGCACCUAAGGCUCCAUUUCCAGAGCGCCUGAGAGAGUCCACUCAAUUUGGGAAGCAAGGAGAGAAGAUCCAGGACAUGCUUGAGAUCUUCAAGCAAGUGAAAAUUAACAUCCCUCUGCUAGAUGCUAUCAAGCAAAUUCCUUCAUAUUCCAAGUUUCUCAAGGACUUGUGCACUCAAAAGCGCAAAACAAAGAGUCAUACCCCAAAGAAGGUUGUUCUAACUGAACAAGUCAGUUCCCUCCUGCAGCAUAACAUUCCUUUGAAAUACAAAGAUCCUGGUACUCCCACCAUUUCUUGUACAAUUGGAGACCACACGAUAGGAAAAGCCCUCCUUGACUUGGGCGCAGGCGUGAAUCUACUUCCUUACUCUGUGUACCUGCAGUUAGGCUUAGGAGAACUCAUGCCCACCACUGUUAUCUUGCAGCUAGCGGACCAAUCUGUCAAGAGACCGCGGGGAAUAAUUGAAGAUGUAAUCAUUCAAGUGGACAAAUUUUAUUUCCCCGUGGACUUCAUUGUUUUAGAUACUGAGCCAGUCCCUAACACUGACAAGAUGAUUCCUGUUAUUCUCGGCCGACCUUUCUUAGCCACGGCCAAUGCUUGCAUUGAUUGUAGAACAGGGAUUAUGGAGAUAACUUUUGGGAAUAUGAAAGUCAAGCUGAAUAUUUUCAAUGCCUUCCAACAGCCCCCAGAUGCAGCUGAGUGUUCUUUUGUUGACCUCAUUGAUGAAUCAGUUGAAGAAGUACUGCCCCACCUGUUGACGAAGGACCCUCUUGAAGCUUGUUUGAACCAUUUCAGCAGUGAAGAUUUUGAUGUUGAGCAGUACAUUGGUGAAGUUCAUUCUCUGCUCGACACUGCUGACCAGAUUGAUUGCCCUCCAUGGAAAUUGGCUAAAGAAGCGCUGCCCUUGACUUCAGGGACCCCUCCCAUUCCUUCUUUAGAAUCUCCACCAAAGCUUGAGUUAAAGCCUCUUCCGGAUAAACUCAAGUAUGCAUUCUUAGGUUCGGAUGACACUCUCCCUGUGAUCAUUGCGUCUGACUUACAAGAAGAUCAGGAGAGUGAAUUGAUAAGUGUGCUGAAGGAGCACAAAGAAGCAAUUGGUUGGACGAUAGCAGAUUUAAAGGGAAUCGACCCAUCCAUUUGUAUGCAUCGCAUCCACUUGGAAGAUGAUGCCAAGCCUUCUCGCGAGGCACAACGUCGAUUGAACCCUAACAUGAAAGAAGUUGUAAUGAAGGAAGUUGUGAAGCUGUUAGAUGCAGGCAUGAUUUAUCCCAUCUCUGACAGUAAAUGGGUGAGUCCCAUUCAUGUUGUGCCAAAAAGAUCAGGAGUGACGGUAGUUAAGAACAAAGACAAUGAGUUGAUACCAACCCGAGUCCAAUCGGGAUGGAGAGUGUGCAUUGACUACCGUAAGUUAAACUCAAUGACCAGGAAAGACCAUUUUCCUCUCCCCUUCAUUGAUCAAAUGGUGGAACGUUUAGCUGGCCAUGCGUACUAUUGUUUCCUUGAUGGAUAUUCCGGCUACAACCAAGUUCCCAUGGACCCUGAAGACCAAGAAAAGACCACUUUUACUUGUCCUUUCGGAACAUUUGCUUAUCGACGCAUGCCCUUUGGGUUAUGCAAUGCACCUGCUACUUUUCAACGGUGCAUGAUCAGCAUUUUCUCUGAUAUGGUAGAGCGUUACCUUGAGGUUUUUAUGGAUGAUUUUUCGGUUUUCGGUUGUUCGUUCAAAGAAUGUUUGCACCAUCUGAAUCUUGUGCUGAUACGAUGUAAAGAGAAGAAUUUGAUUCUUAACUGGGAGAAAUGCCACUUCAUGGUUAAACAAGGAGUUGUCUUGGGGCAUGUUAUCUCCCCACGUGGCAUUGAAGUUGAUAAAGCAAAGGUUGACUUAAUCUCUAACCUUCCGCCUCCACGGACGGUAAAAGAAAUUCGAUCUUUCUUAGGACAUGCCGGAUUCUAUAGGAGAUUCAUCAAGGACUUUAGCAAAAUUUCCAGGCCUUUGUGCAGUUUGCUUGCCAAAGAUGCCCCAUUCCUUUUUGAUGAUAAAUGCUGUCAAGCAUUCCAGACUCUGAAAACGGCUCUGACAUCCGCUCCAAUCAUCCAGCCACCAAACUGGAAUGUGCCUUUCGAGAUAAUGUGUGAUGCUUCAGAUUAUGCAAUUGGUGCUGUUUUGGGGCAACGUAUUGACAAACUUCCCCAUGUCAUCUAUUAUGCCAGCAGAACUCUAAAUGAUGCACAACUCAAUUAUUCUACCACUGAAAAAGAGUUGUUGGCAGUUGUUUUUGCUCUAGACAAGUUCAGAUCUUACUUGUUGGGCUCAAAGGUCAUAGUCUAUUCGGAUCAUGCCGCAUUGAAGUAUCUUUUGUCUAAAAAAGAUGCUAAAUCUCGUCUUAUCCGGUGGAUUUUGCUACUACAAGAAUUUGACAUUGAAAUUCGGGACAAAAAGGGUUCCGAAAAUUUGGUAGCUGACCAUUUGUCUCGGCUGAUUGUGGACUACAAUGAGGAUACUUUGCCCAUUGUUGAGACUUUCCCUGAUGAGCAGCUCAUGCACAUUGCUCAAAUCUCUGUACCUUGGUUUGCGGAUAUCGUUAAUUAUCUUGUCACUGGCCAAAUGCCUUUGCAUUGGACGAAGCAAGAUAGACUUAAAUUAUUGGCCAAGGUGAAACAUUUCUUCUGGGACGAUCCAUACUUGUUUAAGUAUUGUCCUGAUCAAAUCAUUAGGAGAUGUAUUCCAGAAAAUGACCAAUCCAGCGUCAUCUCCUUUUGUCAUGACCAUGCCUGCGGGGGCCAUUUUAGUGCUCGAAAGACCGCUGCAAAAAUUUUGCAGUGUGGAUUCUAUUGGCCCUCAAUUUUUCGUGACGCCCACACUUAUUGUGCAGCUUGUGAUCGCUGUCAAAAGUUAGGGCGCAUUUCUCGACGGAAUAUGAUGCCUCUUAACCCAAUUCUUAUAAUUGAAAUAUUUGAUGUUUGGGGCAUCGAUUUCAUGGGACCUUUCCCGAGUUCCUAUGGUAAUCUUUUUAUUCUUGUCGCUGUUGAUUACGUGUCAAAAUGGGUGGAAGCCAAGGCUUGCAAAACAAAUGACCAAAAGGUUGUGGUUCAAUUCUUGAAAGACAAUAUUUUUGCUCGCUUUGGUACUCCACGGGCUAUCAUUAGUGAUGGAGGCAAGCAUUUUUGCAAUAGGGUUUUCGACCUUCUCAUGAAGAAAUACGGGAUAACCCAUAAGGUUUCCACCGCCUACCAUCCGCAAACAAGCGGUCAAGUGGAAGUAUCUAAUCGGGAGAUCAAGCGCAUCCUGGAAAAGACAGUGAAUCCCACAAGAAAAGAUUGGUCAAUGAGAUUAAAUGAUGCACUGUGGGCAUAUCGGACUGCUUUCAAGACUCCCAUUGGUAUGUCACCAUACCGCCUUAUUUUUGGAAAAGCCUGCCACCUCCCAGUGGAGCUGCAACACAAUGCAUAUUGGGCCAUCAAACGGCUUAAUUUUGAUCUCCACGAGGCGGGUUCUCAGAGGAAACUCCAGCUUGAUGAGUUGGAGGAAAUUCGGAAUGAUGCGUACGAUUGUGCGAAGCUCUACAAGGAUAAAAUGAAGAAGAUUCAUGAUCAACAAAUUUUGAGAAAAUCCUUUGAAAUUGGUCAAAAAGUUCUUCUCUAUAAUUCUCGUUUGCAUCUUUUCCCGGGAAAACUCAAAUCUCGAUGGACCGGGCCGUUUAUCGUUCGUACCAUUUCGACCCACGGAGCCAUUGAGAUUGAGGAUCCCAAGAACGGUAAUACAUUCAAAGUAAAUGGCCAAAGGUUGAAACCGUUCUUGGAAUUGAAAAAUCCAGAAGUAGAGGAAAUGCUACUGGACGACCCCGUCUAUCACGACUGAUUGGGGGACGGUCGGGCUAACGACGUUAAACUUAGCGCUUGGUGGGAGGCAACCCAUCCAUUUAGUAUUGUGUUUGUUUACAUUCAGUUCAUUUUUUUAUUAUUAUUAUUUUCGGUAGUAGUUUUUAUUUACUAACACUCCAUCCGUGCAUUUCAUGAUGCCUAGUCCAUUAUACGGCUGGAGUAGUCUUGUGUUUUUCAGGACAGAUGCACCUACAUCUAAGUUUGGGGGAGUUCAAUUCGCCCCAUCUUUUCCUUCUCUCCCGGCAAUGUAUCUCUAUUCACACAUUGGGGACAAUGUGCCAUUCAAGUUUGGGGGUAAGGAAUGUCCUUUUGUUUAUACGCUUUGUUUAAAAAAAAAAAAAAAAAAAAAAAAAAAAUCUGAGAAUGUGUGACAUUUUAAUUCUGAUUUGCAUUCAUUGGCGAGUUUAAAGUUAUGAACACAUGAUCAUUUGACUAGGACAGCUAAAUUGGUUACUUGUUUUUUGAAUAUGUGAUGAUAUCACAUGUUUUACCUUGCACUUAGCACAGAGCACACUAGCAUAUACUUGUGAGGCAUGAAAUAUGAAACUGAAUAUGUAUGUGUUUGAUGUCUUAGAAUUCAAUCGGUUGACGUGUUGGCUGAACACCUUGGCAU